Messenger RNA from Rhinolophus ferrumequinum (greater horseshoe bat), 4526 nucleotides. It is a transcript of the gene TXNDC16, whose product is annotated as thioredoxin domain containing 16. The coding region runs from base 427 to 2892 and encodes 821 amino acids. The transcript has 21 exons. The record is from RefSeq and is a predicted model, not a curated record. Lineage: Eukaryota; Metazoa; Chordata; Mammalia; Chiroptera; Rhinolophidae.
CACGUAAAGAGCACGAGGAGAGGGAGGAGCCUCGGGGAUUAUUUUUUUGCCCUGCAGGCCGAAUCCACCGAGUGUUGGCCACGGUAGGCGCUGCACUCUCGCUUGGGACGAGCGGGGCAGGGCCCCUCCCUCUGCUUCUUCGCAAAGCGGGAGUAGCCGACCGCGCGCAGAUAAUAUAGAUUAUCAGUAGAAAAGCUGCCUGAAAGAAGAAAUUGUUUAAGAGAAAUUUGAAAGUAGCGAAACAGAAGAAAAUUGACAGCAGAUACAGAGGACAGCAUGGAAAUUUUACUUCAUUCAUUUUUUCAACAAAUUCAUUCAGCAAAAUUUUGUUGAACACUUAACUCUUGGCCAGGUAUUGUUCAAGGCAACAGAACACAGAACUGAGUAAAGCAGACAGAAUAUCCUGCCCAUAUACAACUAUAGCUGAUGAUGUCUUCCAGUUUCAAUAUAUUUAGAGUUGGCAUCUCUUUUGUCAUGGUGUGCAUUUUUUAUAAGUCAUCGGUAGACUGUCUACCAGAACUGAGUUCUCAGAAAUAUUUCAGUACCUUGCAAUCAGGAAAAGCCUCCUUAGCUUAUUUUUGUCAAGCUGAUUCUCCAAGUACCUCUGUAUUUCUUGAAGAACUGAAAAAGGCUGUUAAACCUCUCCAGGACUAUGGAAUUUCAGUUGCAAAGGUUAAUUGUGUCAAAGAAGAAGCAUCAAGAUAUUGUGGAAAAGAAAAGGAUUUGAUGAAAGCGUAUUUAUUCAGAGGCAACAUAUUACUCAGAGAAUUCCCUACUGAUACCUUGUUUGAUGUGAAUGCCAUCAUUGCUCAUGUUCUCUUUGCUCUUCUUUUUAAUGAAGUGAAAUAUGUUACCACCCUGGAACGCCUUCAGAAUAUAGAAGACUCUCUGAAAGGAAAAGCAAACAUUGCAUUUGCAUAUGUCAGAGCCAUUGGAACACCAGAGCACAGGGCAGUCAUGGAAGCUGCUUUUGUGUAUGGGACCACGUACCAGUUUGUCUUAACCACAGAAAUUGCCCUUUUGGGAAGUAUUGGCACAGAGGAUAUAGAAUAUGCACAUCUCUACUUUUUUCACUGUAAACCAGUCCUGGACUUGACACAGCAAUGUAGAAGAACACUAAUGGAACAGCCACUGACUACACUGAACAUUUAUCGAUUUAUUAAGUCAAUGGAAGCACCACUGCUGACUGAAGUUGCUGAAGAUCCUCAGCAAGUUUCAACUGUUCAUCUCCAACUAGGAUUGCCACUGGUUUUUAUUGUUAGUCAACAAGCUACAUAUGAAGCUGAUAGAAGAACUGCAGAAUGGAUUGGUUGGCGUCUUCUGGGAAAAGCAGGAGUUCUACUCUUGUUAAGGGACUCUUUGGAAGUGGACAUUCCUCAGCAAGCCAACGUGGUCUUCAAAAGAGAAGAGGGAAUGCCAGUGGAAUAUUUGGUGUUACAUGAUAUUGACUUAGUAAUAUCCCAUGUGGAAAAUAAUAUGUACACUGAGGAAGUACGAGAAGAUGAAGACGAUGACAUAGAAGGGCCAGAUAUGGACACUUUAGGAAUUCAAGAUGAUGAAGUGGCAGAAACUGUUUACAGAGAUAGGAAGAGACAGUUACCGUUGGAACUCACAGUGGAACUAACAGAAGAGACAUUUAAUGCGACAGUAAUGGCUUCUGACAGCAUAGUGCUUUUCUAUGCUGGUUGGCAAGCAGUAUCCAUGGCAUUUCUGCAAUCCUAUAUCGAUUUGGCAAUUAAAUUGAAAGGCACAUCCACUAUGCUGCUGGCUAGAAUAAACUGUGCAGAUUGGUCUGAUGUAUGUACUAAGCAAAAUGUUACUGAAUUUCCUGUUGUAAAGAUGUACAAAGAAGGAGAGAACCCAGUAUCUUAUGCUGGCAUGUUAGGAACAGAAGAUCUCCUAAAAUUUAUCCAGCUCAGGAUUUCCUGUCCAGUGAAUAUAACAUCUGUUCAAGAAGCAGAACAAUAUUUAAGUGGGGAAUUAUAUAAAGACCUCAUCUCCUAUUCUAGUGUGUCGGUACUGGGACUAUUUAGUCCAACCAUGACAACAGCAAAAGAAGAUUUCACUGAAGCAGGAAAGUACCUAAAAGGAUGUGUUAUCACUGGAAUUUAUUCUGAAGAAGAUGUUUUGAUAUUGUCAAAUAGAUACACUGCAACUCUUCCAGCCCUGCUGUUAGCCAGACACAAAGAAGACAAAGUAGAGAGCCUUCCAUUAGCAAACACCCAUGCGCAAGACAUAGUUCAAAUGAUAACAAAUUCAUUACUGGAAACAUUUCCAGAAAUCACUGUAGAAAAUCUUCCCACUUAUUUAAGGCUUCAGAAACCAUUACUUGUUUUAUUUAGUGAUGGCAGCAUAAACCCUCAGUAUAAAAAAGCAAUGUUGACACUGAUAAAAGAGAAACACGUGGAUUCACUUACCCCUUGCUGGUUAAAUCUAAAGACUACUCCUGUGGGGAGAGGAGUCUUGCAGACAUAUUUUGAUGUUCUACCUCCCCUUCCUCUCCUUGUUGUGGUGAAUCUGCAUUCGGGUGGCCAAGUAUUUGCGUUUCCUUCAGACCAGGCUGUAACUGAACAAAACCUUUUAUUGUGGCUCAAGAAAGUAGAAGCAGGUCUAGAAAGUCCUAUCACAAUUUUACCUGCUCAGGAAUGGAAACCUCCUCUUCCCGCUUAUAAUUUUCUACGUAUGAUGGAUGCUGCAGCAUCUCAGCAUUCUAGUAGGAAAGGUCCUGAGUGUGUGAAAGAAACUGAUGUUCAGGAGAAUGAUAAAGAACAGCAUGAAGAUAAAUCAGCAAUCAAAAAAGAACCGACUGAAACAUUGAGAAUAAAGCACUGGAAUAGAAGUAAUGUAUUUAAAGCAGAAAAAUCAUUUAGGCAUGAUAAUAAAGAAUUAUGAUGCUCAAAAGUGAGCUGAUUUCAUGGGACUGUGGAAAGCUUUCCAAAGUCUUUUUGGCUUAUUUGAUAGACUUAAGAAUUUAUUUUAUUAAAAAUAAUACUAAAUCAUUUCUAGACCAGUGCUGUUCAACAUAAUGUGAGUCAUAUAUAUAAUUUAGAAUUAUCAAGUAGCCACAUUAAAGGUGAAAACGAGCAGGUGAAAACAAGCAAAUGAAAUUAAUUUUAAUACUGUAUUUCACUGAGUAAGUAUACCCCAAAUAGUUCAGUGAACAGGAAAAUGAGAUAGUUUACAUUCUUUUUUUUCAUAUCAAGUCUUCAAAAUCCAGGGCAGAGAACAUAUCUCACUUUGGAGCAGCCACAUUUCAGUAGCAGCAGGUGGUCAAUAACUACUACUGUAUUGGACAGCUCAGCUUUAGACAAAAACUGGCAUAAUUAAUUUAAUUCAGUUCUAGCCAGAUAUAUUUUGAACUAAAAUAUAAAUGUAAUUCUACUUUAAUCACAGUUAACUCCACAGUGGAGUCAUAUACCUGACAGUUGUAUUUGUUUUAUUGUAGUGAUAAUAUUAAAACCAGUGGUUCUUAACCAGGGAGCAGUGUUGCCUCCUAGAGGACUUUUGGCAAUGUCAAGAGACAUUUUUGAUUAGGGAUACUGCUGGCAUCUAGUGGAUAGAGGGCAGGGAUACUGCUUAAACAUCCUAUGAUACAUUGGACAGCCUCCCACAACAAAGCAUUAUCCUGCCCAAAAGGCCAUAGUGCCCAGGUUAAGUAACCCUGUGUUAAACUAACCCGUGGCAGCACGGGCUCGCUGAAUUUUCUGGUUCUGCUCAGUCUGAAAAAAUCUUGGAUGUUAAAGAUAAAUAUUAGGUGGUCUUAUUGUCAUUAUUAUAAGCUGGACACAAUCUUAUUUUUUCUUAUAAAUUCUUUUUAUAAUUUUAAAAAGUAAUGCAAUAACCCUAAAAGGACUUAGAGAUAUAUCUGUAAUAUAUAUUAUAUAGAUCACUAUAUAUCGCAAUAUAAUAUAUAUUGUAUUAUGUAUAUUGUAUAUUCUGUAUAUAUAGAGGUAUGUUAUAUAAUAGAAUAUAUGAUGAUUCUCUUAUAUAUAAUAUAUAAUUCUCAUAUAUAUAAAUAAAUGUAUAUGAGAAUCUUAAACUCUUCUCUUAUUUAUACAAAUUAUAUUGCUAAAUUUCAAUUUGAACAGCAAGCAAUUAAACAUUCUGACAUUUUCCUCAUGAAAAGAGAGGCUCCUUCAUCUGAACCAUGUGUGAAAUCUGCCUUAUAAGCUUUGGACAAAUCAGUUGGUCUUCCUAGGCCAUUGGGUCUCAUUUACAUAACGAGAGGGCAGGAUUAGCCAAAAAAUUAAUUUUUUAUUCCUACAGAAUUUGCUUGUCAGGCUGACCUGUUCGUAGCAGUUGUCUGUCUCAUUUUUGCUCUGUGUAGUUUUUGAGACAUUUGUUGAGAACAUCCGACUUGGUGUUCCACUAUAUUUCUCCUUAUAAUUUCUAUCUGGUAUAUCUUGUUCUUGAAAUUUCCCUACAUAUAGUUUGCCUAGUAUAAAUGACUUUCGUGACUGGAAUUUAAAAAAUCACAAACCGCUAAAUUUCAAUAAAUUUGUGACAUAGGUCAUUUGCUACUCUCA